AUGGAGUACUCACGUAUCCCGAUUCUUCCCAUCCCGGCUUUGAUUCGGCGUCGGCUAUCCCGACUCUACUCAUCCCAUAGGGCUGUAACCGAUAACAAGCCGAGCGGGGCCUUGCGAAGUGAGCUGACCACCUCAUCCGAGCCGUAUCUGCCUUUUAACGGCCAGCUGUUGGAGCGAGCGGUUAUGGAAGUGCAGCGGCCUUCGACGGCGAGCGAUGAUCUGAGGUCUUUUGACUCGGGGUCGAGGGAAUCGAAUAGUCCCCCUGUGGAAGAGGUGGAUUCUCCCACGAAAUAUGAGACCGAAUCAGGUCUGCGAUGGAAUCGGGUUGUACCUGCAUUUAAUCUCCUUCGAAAUGCCGGAUACGAAGCACAGCAACCACAAGCAGACGGUCGUCUCGCUCGAUCUCUCUAUAUCAGUGCCGUGAUGUAUCUGCUCGAUGCACUACCUUCGGAUCUCACACCAGACGAGACAACAAUGCUCCAGCAUCGCUUACCCGAGCAAGUGAUAGACGCCGUAGCAUCUUCUCCACAGCCACAAAUAGCUCAUCUAGAGGGACCCACAAGUUCCAGAGCUAUCCAGCCUCCAAGGUCAUACCUCCACCGGCUGCUCGCCUCGGGGAUCGUGCAGGUAUUCCUGAUUAUUCGAUUCCUAUUGCCGUAUCUCCGGCUCUUCCUCCGCCAUGUUUAUGAAUAUGAGCGUUCACAUCGAAUUACGGAACGGGUUGUCACAACUACAAUGGACGCGGCGGAUGGAUUGGGCAGAAGUAGUGCGAACUUUGGCUCGGCGGUUUGCAAGCUCAAUGAAGGCAGAGUUGGGACUGCGGUGGCAAACCUUGCCAGUUGGUGGAUUGAAGGUGUUGCAGGGGGUGUUUAUGAAGGUGUAGGUGAGGGUAUGAUGCAUCUGGGAUUAUUGAGGCCUGGUUUAGAACUUGAUAGAUUGGCGCUGCCGAUAGAGAGACGUUAG
Penicillium cataractarum is the source of this 963-nucleotide messenger RNA. RefSeq lists its product as uncharacterized. NCBI's taxonomy places the organism in Eukaryota, Fungi, Ascomycota, Eurotiomycetes, Eurotiales, Aspergillaceae. Bases 1 to 963 code for a protein of 320 amino acids. The record is from RefSeq and is a predicted model, not a curated record. The transcript has 2 exons.